UUUUCUUCCCCCUCUCUCAGGGAGUUGGUUUUCACUUCCUGCACUCUCGGUGCCUUUGUCUCCGCCGGGCGCCGCGGAGGGCACACCUGAGGGGUGAAGGGACGGGGGACGAGGGGCCGCCCCGCUCCCCGCACCCGUGCCACCGAAGACCAGCCAGGAAAGGAUUAAGGUCUCAAGGAGGUGAGGAUCCGGACACCAAGAUGGCCAGAGAGAGUCCAGGGCCAUGGUUUGUGCUCUGGGUCUGUUUGGUGCUAGCGGUGGACUCUGGUGAGGGGCAGGAGGAAAGACCCUUUGGUGAAACAUGCCUGGAAGACUAUACAGCAGGGAUGCCAGAUUUGGUGCUGGAUACAGAUGCCUCUGUCCAGAACGGAGCCACCUUCUUGUCAUCCCCCAUGGUCCAACGAAGCAGGGACUGCAUGAGAGCCUGCUGUAAGGACCCCUCUUGUAACCUGGCUCUCGUGGAGCAGGUCCCGGGCGCAGAGGAAGACCACAUACAGGGCUGCUUUCUCCUCAACUGCCUCUACGAGCAGGCUUUUGUCUGCAGGUUUGCCAGGAAGAUUGGCUUUCUCAACUUCUUGAGGAAGGACGUGUAUGAUGCCUACCUGGCAAUGCGGGAUCAUGGAUCUAGUGAUGACCAUCCUCCAAUAGCCCGCACUGGCAUGGACAUGAGGGUACAGCCAGGGGAGCCAGUGAUGCUGAGAGGCACAGAGAGCACAGAUGACCAAGGCAUAGUCAGCUAUGAAUGGAAACAGGUCCUUGGAGACCCCUCUGUGAAGAUGAAGAAGCACGAAGAAGAUCAGGUAGAAAUCUCCAACCUAAAGGCGGGGACUUACGUCUUCCAGCUUACUGUCACAGACACUGCACAACAACAAGACUUCACCAACAUCACCAUCAUGGUGCUGAAUUCUGAGCAGACUGAAGAGCAUUGUUUGACUCCUAAGAAGGUGGGUUGGUGUCGGGGAUCUUUUCCACGUUGGUUUUACAACCCAAGCCUUCAGCAGUGUGAGGAGUUCAUCUUUGGUGGUUGCAAGCCCAACAAGAAUAACUACUUAUGGGAAGAGGAAUGUGAACUUGCCUGCAAGAAUGUUAGAGGUUCUGUUGGUGGGCGACAACCGCCAGUGUGCAAUGGGAACUGCCAGUCCCCCUUCUUCAGAUGCAAGGAUGGCUGCUGCAUUGAUGCCUACCUGGAGUGUGAUGAGACCCUCGACUGUGCUGAUGGAUCAGACGAGAUGUAUUGUGAACAAUAUGCUCGUGAGUUCAAUAGACUGCAGAAAAUCAACAUCACAAGUAAGCGGAGUCACUGUGUGGACUUGCCUGAUACUGGACAGUGCACCGAGAGCAUCCCCCGCUGGUACUAUAACCCAUUUUCUGAGAAAUGUGACCCCUUCACCUAUGGGGGCUGCGGUGGCAACAACAACAACUUUGAAGAAGAGGAAGAGUGCGUGAAAUCGUGUUCAGGCGUCACAAAAGCAGAUGCCAUCGGCCGGAGAUGGGAAUCAUUUGAGUCCCAAACUGCUAUGUUAAGUCCCUUUGAGGUAGUGAUUGCUGUGCUCCUUGUGAUCUGCAUCAUGGUGGUCCUGGUGAUCAUUGGCUACUUCUUUCUGAAGAACCGGGUGAAGAACAGCCGCCGCCGUCAGCCGCCCACUGCUACCAAUUCAACUGUCUCCACCACAGAGGACACUGAGCAUCUGUUUUACAGCAGUGCCACCAAACCAGUCUGACCUAUAGCCUCCCUCUCUCCAGCCCAGCACUAGGGCAUUCCCCCAUACUUCUGGAGUUCUGUUUGUAGACACAGGCUUGUGCCUGAAGGACUCUCUUCAAAGACAUUUGUAGCAUCAGGCCAAGAUCUAGCCAUGAUUUGGCAGUACUAGUGUUUGUGAUUGUCUUGGCUAAAUGGUUGUGCUGGAAAGUGAGGAUCUGGGGGCAUUCUGAUGCUCUCUGAUGUCUGUGCUUUCCUAACCUCACACAGUCCAGUGAAACUCUGAAAUACAUCUUUAUUCCUGCUUAAACCCAGAGCACAAUUCCACUCAACUUAGUGAAGGACCCUGGGACGGGAUCUGUGAAGCAUUUACAUUGGUGAAUGGUGCAAGCUCUCCAGUGCCAGCAAUUUUUUUACUUCAGUGCCACUUUCUUCCACCCAACCUUGUGUUUUCCUCCCUUCCCCCCAGUCCUCUGCAAGGUGUCCCUGCCUCCUAGCAGUCCUGGUCAUGGUGAGCCUGUUGAGGGCUGUGUGACUCAUGUAACCAUCCAAACCUGUUCAUGGGCUCCAUGACCCUCCCCAAUGGUUCCUGUUUUCAAGAUGGAAGGAAACAGAAAUACCUGCGUUAAUCACUAGGUUUUGGUUUUUAACAGAAAAGCACACCUAGAUUUUUUUUCUACUGGCUGCCAUGUUACAGCCUCCUACAUACAGCAUGUGUCCACCAUCUUCUCACUGUGACUUGCCCUGGUUGCUUUUCCAGUGUUCAGUCUGACUCCAAACACCUUGACAAAAUAUCUAUUUGUUCUCAUGUGAAAGGAAAGGAAAUGGUGAGGGCAGGGUGGAAGGACCCAGCUCUCUCUCAGUUGGACCUUUGCUGCAGCUUUGAUUUUGCUGCACUCUCCACUGAGCAGGCAGCCUGACCUGGGUCCUUCCGAAGCACAGGAGCCGACCAGGUACCACCAGCUGGUGCCCCCGGGCUUCCUUGCUCCUGCUGGCCCCUUCUCCCAGUGCAAGAUGAGCCCAGCCCCUGGAGUUCCAGAGUCCCAUGGCUGUGCCUGACUUCCCCACUUCAGCGAGGUCCCGUGUGUUUCCCCCAGUUGCAGUGGGGUGCUCCCCAGUUGCCUACUGCUGCAUCUCUGCCAUCCAAGCUAAUAACUGGGAGCUGAGGACUUCUGUUGGGGGCAGCAGCUGCUAUUUCUGAGGUGCCUGGUGUGCCUUGUCAGCUGAGGGGUUGGCAUCAAUCCUGCAACUCCCAGUGCCUGCUGCUCUUGGAAAGCUGCUGUGAAGAGAGAGGAAAUUGGUGUGUGUGCGCGUGUGUGCAUGUGUAUAUGUAUGUUUAAGAAGCAUAAAUCUACAUACAGGUUUUGGUUUAAAUGCUUGAAAUCUUUCAGGGCCAAGGGCAAAGUGGCUCUGGAGGCCCUGGUGAAGCCAUGCCUGGCUCAGGGCACGGCUGAGGUCUUCUCAAGUGCAGCGCCAGGAGAGCUGCCUGUUGGGCUGAUGCCUGAGCUGGAAGAGAAGAAACCAGUGCCCAGAGCCUGCUGGCAAUCUGACUGCACGUUUCUCCCCAUCACGGGCAUAAGCUUUCGUGUCCCUGGUGCUGGUCAGAUUCCUCCACGGCUUUUCAUGAUCUGUCUCGUAUCAUGUCCUCCAUCUAUUUGUUUUUCCCACAGCCUAUCAUGGCCUAUGCAAUAAACCUACCAUCUUGAUUAUUAUUUUUUUGUGUGCACUCACUCUGAUGAUAAACGUUGCAAUAAAAAGGAAUUGUUUGUCUUA
Molecule: messenger RNA, 3472 nt
Organism: Apus apus (common swift)
Lineage: Eukaryota; Metazoa; Chordata; Aves; Apodiformes; Apodidae
Gene: SPINT1
Product: serine peptidase inhibitor, Kunitz type 1
Exons: 11
Coding region: 201-1721 (506 amino acids)
Molecular function (GO): protein binding; serine-type endopeptidase inhibitor activity
Source: RefSeq, a predicted model, not a curated record